Molecule: messenger RNA, 605 nt
Organism: Leptinotarsa decemlineata (Colorado potato beetle)
Lineage: Eukaryota; Metazoa; Arthropoda; Insecta; Coleoptera; Chrysomelidae
Product: calcium and integrin-binding protein 1
Molecular function (GO): magnesium ion binding; calcium ion binding
Source: RefSeq, a predicted model, not a curated record
CUUUGUUAAUACAUGAUUGUCAUGAACUUCCUAUCGUAUCUAUCAAAUUCCAUCAUAAACUUAAUCCAGUAUUGAUGUAUAUACGAUUAUAAAUAAUGGGUUCAUCUCCUAGUUCCCCCGUUUUAACCAAAGAAGUCAUGGAAGAGUAUUUACUUCUUACUUAUUUGAGCGAGCGGGAAAUUUUCAGAUUGUACACUAUGCUUUGCAGUCUUUGCACAGUUGAUUUUAAUGGAACGUUGAGGAAUUUUGCGUUCAGAUUUCCAGUAACCAGUAUUGAGCAGUUAUUUCCAGAAUUAAUGUAUAACCCUUUCAAAGACAGAAUAUUCAGAGUAUUUUCAUCGUUGCGAGACGGCAAAAUGUCUUUCGAGGACCUGCUAGAUUUGUGUUCUGUCAUGUCGGAAAACUGCCCUGCCCAGGUCAAGGCAGCGUAUGCAUUCCAGAUAUUUGAUUUCGACGAAGACAACUGCAUCGGGGAGCAAGAUCUAACGGAGGCUUUAAAUCGGCUUAUUGGCGGAUUCGGAUCUGUAACCAGCAGUCAACUAUCACGUAUAACUGACACAGUAGGUAUACCCAAGUGUGAACACAUUUAACUAAAUGUAUUGUAG